Molecule: messenger RNA, 3936 nt
Organism: Poeciliopsis prolifica (blackstripe livebearer)
Lineage: Eukaryota; Metazoa; Chordata; Actinopteri; Cyprinodontiformes; Poeciliidae
Exons: 2
Coding region: 146-2215 (689 amino acids)
Biological process (GO): regulation of apoptotic process
Source: RefSeq, a predicted model, not a curated record
GAGAAAUGAAAACAAGAGUUGAUGGAGGAGGAUCUGGAUGUGAGUCUCUGUUAUAACGGAUGGACAAAAUCUGAGGCCUAAACAAGAAAACAAAGGACCAGAAUCUCACCAGGUUUCAGGAAGGAGUCACUAAAUCCAGGUUAAGAUGAAACGAAGAAGAAAAAGUUCAGUUGAAAGAACUUCACCAGAUUCAGUGAAGGAAGAAGAAGAAACAUCUGAACAUGGAGACGACGAUGAAGUUGGAACAAGUUCAGCUGGUUUUGAAUUGUUGGACACAUCUGAGACCUGCAGUCCCAUGGAAAGAAGGAGGGCUGAAUCCUCAGACCUGUCUUUUGAUCGGGAAUCUGAUGAAUUCCAGAUGCCAGCUAUCGGGUCAAUAUUAGAAGAGCCAUUAUAUGAUGAGUCCAAUCCAGUAAGACCUCCACAUCAAAUGUCAUUUCCAUUUGUAAUAGCCAGCAUGCUGUCAGAGACUGAAACCACGAACCAAGGAAGAUUUUGUUCAUUAACUGAAGAACCUCAAGCAGGUUGUUCAAUUGAACAGUUGAGAGCUGAACGAACCCUCCCAAUCUUCCCACCCCUCCCAACCCUCCGACCCCCCACCCCUGCUCUCUCUUUACCCCCCAACGUAUCGUCACCAACUGUAACCUCUGCAUCCACUGCAGAUACGUCUUCAGCGAACCUCGACUUCUCUCUUUCUCAUCAAGAUGAAUCACACAGUCAGUAUGUGGGACCUUUCAGUCAAUCUGGGGCUUCUUAUAUCCCCGCCUUUGUUCCACAGAGUGAGAACGUUUCCACAGAAAGGCCUCCAGAACCUUUUGACCUGCUAGAACCGCCGUGCUUAAAAUACAGCAGACAAGAUACAGCAGGAAACCAAGAUGAAAUAAUGGAGUCGGUUGGACAUGUGAGCGACUCCGUCCCAAACAGAUCAGCCUCUGCUGACCUUCUCCUCCCUUCAGCAUCUGGUUUGAGAAGAAGAGACCGCAGCGACUCGUCUCCUUCUGUCCUCUGUCCUCUGAUUCAUCAGGAUCCUCCUCCAGACGUCAGUAUCUUACCCCGAGCUGCUAGUUUACCCAGCAUGAAGCUCCAAAGCAGCUUUGAGGAGUUUACUCCUGGUUUCUGUGGAGAUCCAGAUGAUGAAACCUACCGGUUCCAGUGCUCCGGUCCAGGCCUGUACCAGUGCAGAGUGAGCGGCCUGGUGUUUGCCAUGAAGGGAGGAGGAGACGUGUUUUACAGGGUUGUUCCCUGGAACAGGACAUUACUGAGCCCACAUGGCAAGAAGCCUGCAGGACCUCUGUUUGACAUCAGCUGCCUGCAGCAGUCUGUGGCUCAGCUUCAUCUCCCUCACUGUGAGGUCCGCUCCACUGGACCAUGUCACUUCCUGUCAGUCGCUCAUCUCCAUGACGGAGGCGUGGAGUUCAUCAGGCCUGAGAGGAUCACAGAGACUCACAUCAUCAUCAGCAUCUCAGGGUUUUCUGCUUUUGGGAACGUCAAGGAUGAGGAUUCUCCUGCUGACCCGGUCCGAGCCUUGGUUCUGCUGUUCUACAGACCUGCAGCUGAUCCAGGCGUCACUUCCUUCCUCAAUCUGUUGCUUCUUCCAGCGAAUGUUGUGAUCCGGGAAUUGAAACGGACCAGGAAGAAAUUAUUUGGGCCGGAGACGUUCAUAGAUGCUCCUCCAAACUGCAAACUGCAUCCGAAGGAGACCUACUCUCUGUCCACCAGCCCUGCAGGAGAAUCGGUUCUGGUUCAGCCCGCAGAAGCAGAAUUUGACCCAGAAUCCUACAACAGCUACUUCACCUCCAUCCAGGUGAUUUUAAACAGCAUCAUAGGAGACAUCAAGCUGAGUGUGAAGCAGGCGAAAACCUCCUGCUGCGUUUGGGAGAGUCGUGUUUGUCUCGUGGCUCACAGACUGAAACCGGGUCUCCCUUCUGACCAACAGCUGAAGGAAACCCGGACCAGAAUCAUCGAUGGGAUCUCAGAACCGGUUCUGCAGAGUCUGCUGGACAAACUGCUGGAGAAAAAGGUCCUGAGUGACUCAGAGAGGGAGGCGGUGGAGGCGGAGAAGAUCAGGGGAGACAAAGCUCGAGUUCUGAUCGACACGGUGAGGAGGAAAGGAGAUGCUGCCGGUUCUGAGAUGAUCCGGUUCCUCUGUGAGCUCGACCCGUUUCUCUGCAGACAUGUGGGGCUGAUCUGUGAGAAAGUGGAACCAAACCAGUAAAUCAUAAACUGAAGGGAAAAUAAGGAGCCAUAAACUCAAAGACCUGUUAGAAACAAACUGAGCAUCAAAAUCAUUGAUUAUGGACAAAACAUUUAUCUUAAAUUGGACUCUUAUUGUGAAAUCCUGUGUUUCUGUGUUGGAAUAUUUGAUGUUUUUUAUUGUUUAUAACAGACAGUUGUUGGAUAAUUAGAUGUUUUCAACCUGUUUUGUUUACUUUAUUGAUGUAGCACCAAUUUACAACAAAGUCAGUUAAACAAAGUACAUAAGGUCAGAACUCAGCUGCUAAUGCUAGUGCUAAGGAUAUGCUAAUGCUAAGGCAGUAGCUUUAGCAUUCUGGUUGCCAUACAAAUAUUAAUAUGUGUAUUCAUGGUACUUUGAAAGAUCGAUGAAUAAUUUUGCUUCCUCUAAUCCCAGAUGUGACAUCAUCAGGCCUGUCUGUUCUUCAAGCCGCCAUUUUGGUAGUCAGUCAGUAGAAGUUUGUUCACAUUAUAUUAAUCUAUCUAAAAACUAUCUAUUAAGAAUUAAUUAUCCAAACUAAUCCAAGCAAAUGAUUUUUCAAAGAUUAUUUUAUUACAUGAGUUUGUUUUGAAUUGUAAACUGGUUGUUGUUCUUAAUUAGCAUUGAAGCUAAGUUAGCUAACAAAGUAUAUUUAUAAUCACACAUUAUUAUAUGUGUAAUAUAUUUGUUCUGCUAUUUAUUCAGAACAAAUGUCACUGAAUUAUUUUACUGUUUUUAUUCUUAUUUAAUUUUUUUAGUAUUCUGUUUAUCUUUUCAUUUUACUCAGCAGUUUAGUUGAAUGUUUCCAGCCUGAUUAUAUCAUUUGAAGUAUUUUAACUGAAAGUUUGAAGUAUUUUGUUGAUAAAUUCUUAUAGUUUAGUUUCCUGUUUAUUCUGUAUAUAUUGAGAAAUUCAUUCUUUCAUAUUCUGUAAAACAUUAACUCCUCAGGCAUAAAACAUAAACCAGUGACAGGCUGGGAGAUUUUCUCUAAUAUUUCAUGAUAAACAGGAAGUUUAUUGUAAUCUAACAUUGAUGAGUCCCUCAUCAUUCAGUGACUGUGGAAAAUGUGCUGCUUGUUUCUCCACAAUGAUGUGUUGAAAUGUCCCAGCAUUGAUUCGUCCCUAAAGCCAAAGUUCACUCAUUCAUCCUCAGAGCCUGAUGGAUUCUCUUCACCGCUGGAAACUUGAUUUCUGACAGUUCAGAAAUAAUCGGCUCUUGUCAUUUAUUCUGUCAGAGGCUUGUUUGUUUCUGGGGACCCACGUUGGGGACCUGUGCAAUAUGUCCUUUGAGUCUCCAUGCUGUCCUGUCCUCAGGUGAUUGUUCUCAGGUGUGUCUCGUUCCCUGAUUACCUUCUGUGUAUUUAAGUCACAGAUGUCUCUGUUGGAUGUUCAAUAUCUCUCUGUCAGGCUGUCCAUCCGCUUACCUGUUACUCCCAGUGUUGAGCCUUUGUCUUCUGCUCAGCUGUGCUGCCAGGAUUUUGGACUUUGGAUUGUGUUUUUGUACCAUUAAACCGUUUUGGAUAUUUUCUGUAACCUGGGUCUGCUGUGUUCUGCCUGACCACCUCCACCACAAUCCAUGACAUCUGGUGAUCCUCUCUCCUCCUCACACUAUUUAAUUUUUUGGAUCCAGCUGGAAAAAUCUACAUUUUUAAUUAUUUACUCAAAGCAGUUUGAAAACUUGUUUUUCUGUUUUAGUUUCUUGUUUCCAAUCAACGGCUCUGUGAG